AAUAUUGUACAUGGCAUUGAAAGGUGAAUUUUGAACAUUGCACAUUGAUGCAUGCAUGGAUGCAUAUGACUCAUUUUCAAUGGAAUAAUAUAACCCGUUUGUUUGCUAAUCCAAGAAUAUACGGGAGGCCUACAUGAGGCUCACAGCACAUGAGCGCAGUCGGGGAAAUGCGUGGGCGUGGUAUGGAGUGGGCGCGCUAUGAGCAGUCAGCUGCUGGCACGCGCUCUGGGCGGCUGCCGGAUUGAAUGGUGAGCAGUGACGUGCUCCAGGAGUCCUGAUUUUAACUACUUAUCUCCUCAAUGGCUCAACACUGCCGCUCAAAACACAUCGUGCAAAGAUCGUAGUCCGCAUAGUAUAUCUUAGUCCAAACUAAUAUUUUGCACCGAUUCUAAUGACUUAUGGUGUAAUUGAUUCGUCGUGGGAGUGAAAACUGCCUGAUCCUUGGGACAUAGCCUGCUUGAAGCGGUGAACCAUGUUGUGGCUUUGGGUCGCGUAUUGGAACGCAGCGGCGCUCCUCUGCGGGGCUGCGGCACAAUAUUCAAGUGACGAGUGCAGCUGGCGAGGAAGUGGCCUGAGUCACGAGCCCCACGUGAGAGACGUGGAGCAGAUCUACCUGCGCUGUGCCCAGGGCUCCUUGACGUGGCUCUACCCUACCGGGGCCAUCAUCGUCAACCUGCGGCCCAACACUGAGCCGUCGUCCGGGGGCGCCGCCGGCCUCCACGCCUGCAUCAAGCCACGGGCGGACUCCAAGGGGGCCCAGCUGUACCUGGAGCAGGCGGGGGGCCUGAGCGUCCUGCUGGGGGAGAGGGAGCAGGCCCUGGGGGCGGUGCGCUGCUUCAGCCUGGCCCAGGGCACGCUGUUUGUGGAGGCGGUGGCCCACACGGACAUCAGCAGGAGGAUCACGGCCUUCCAGUACGAGCUGGUGCCCAGCCAGGGGCCCGGGGCCAACAUGUACCCCUACCUACACUCUGGCACAGCUUCCUGUAAACCAUGUUCAGAUGAGGAAGUCCUGAUGGCUGUGUGUACCAGUGACUUUGCGGGCAGGGGCUUCAUACGAGGCGUGGUGAGCUCCCCCCCCCCCUCCCCCACCUCGUCGUUGGGGGCCGCUGGCGACGGCCACCUCUCCGCCGCGGUGAGCCUGAGUCGUCUCUUCCACCAGAAGAGCGCCGUGUUCUCCCGGAGUGGCGCCAGGGGGAGGUUGUGGCGCGGCCAGCUCAGCGUGCCCCUGCAGUGUGGGGCUGGAGGUGCAGCUGGUGGUGGUGGUGGUGGUGGAGGGGGGGUGUAUCCUGGAGGGGACGACGAGUACCUGCUCACCGGCUCCGUUCACUUUGGGGAAGCGUGGCUGGGCUGCGCGCCGCGCUACAAGGACUUCCUGGCACGCUACCAAGCGGCGCAGGAAGCCCGUAUUAACCCGUGUCAAGUGGACCUGACCUGAGAGAGAGAGAGAGCGCAAGCGUGCGUCUGCCUGCGCUUGUGAAGUAUAACAAUGGGAAAGGCCGACACGGAGGAAAUACUUUUAUUUUUAAAGGGGGGAGGGGACCAAAAAGGGAAACCAGGAAAAAUGGGUUGUGUGGUAAACGUGGUCGUACGUUCCAUGAUCUUCAACACAGUCAUCUAUUCCAUUUCGUCACCGUCGCUAAAACAAGAGCGUCGUUUCGAGAAGACAGGAGAGAAAUGUGAUGUUUUUACCGGUCUCCGAUAACCAGUUCCUGGACGUUCUGCCCUGCUCCGAUUGUUGGCAUGGCGACAAAGCUCCCUUGGACAGACUCUUCGAUGAAAGGAGGAGGGGAGGGGGCUCCGGCGUGUGUGUGUGUGUGUGUGUGUGUGUGUGUGUGUGUGUGUGUGUGUGUGUGUGUGUGUGUGUAUGUGGCUGUUUGGAGGGCUUCGAUUUCGAUGAACGGUUUAAGCUUCUCGGAAUCGUACAUCUAGAUACUCAGGCGUUAUAACGCCACGGUGUGUGUACCGGUGUAUACCUGUGGGGGCAUACACGACGACUCUACUGAAAAGUAUCACACAGUGUCAGUGGGACGUAGCCCUGGGCAUGACCCCCCCCCCCCCCUUCCUAGAACUCUCAGCCCAAAAUACUGGGUUUUAAAUCUCAGUGUUUGAAUUCCAGUUGAAACAGUGGGUUCACUUACCAGUCAAAUGCAUUACGGAGAAGAAAUUAUUGGUGAAUUCCAGGCAGUGAUUGGCUUCAACUGAAAACCUGUUGACAACAAAUAAUAAAAGGAAUUAUACUGUCUAGGAUGUCACUAAAAUACUUUAGUGUAGUUCUUUCCUAGUACAAUUAUAAUGUUUAAAAUGUGAACUACAAAACAUUAGUAGAGUAAUAAUGGCAGAGUGAGCCAUUUGCUUAAAUUAAUGCUGUAAAUACCGUAGCUUGUAAAUAUUGUGCUCAAUAGCUCAUGCUCAUGUGAUCAUGAAAUGGUAUGCUUUGAACAAAAGCUUUUUAUACCGGUCCCUUCUUCUGACAGAAGUGUACAAUAUGCAGCUCUGUGAGUUUUAUGUGUGCAUGUGGAUUAUGGUUUGUGUGUGUGUGUGUGUGUGUGAGAGAGAGAGAGAGAUUGUGAUUGUGUAUGUAUGCAUAUACAUUUGCUGUAGACAAUAAAAACCUUUCCUGGA
This is a messenger RNA of Gadus morhua (Atlantic cod), 2622 nucleotides long. RefSeq names its product meteorin like, glial cell differentiation regulator b (gene metrnlb). Gene Ontology annotation, biological process: energy homeostasis; positive regulation of brown fat cell differentiation. Bases 473 to 1435 code for a protein of 320 amino acids. The transcript has 5 exons. The record is from RefSeq and is a predicted model, not a curated record. Gene Ontology annotation, molecular function: hormone activity. NCBI's taxonomy places the organism in Eukaryota, Metazoa, Chordata, Actinopteri, Gadiformes, Gadidae.